Molecule: messenger RNA, 2237 nt
Organism: Bacillus rossius redtenbacheri
Lineage: Eukaryota; Metazoa; Arthropoda; Insecta; Phasmatodea; Bacillidae
Product: nose resistant to fluoxetine protein 6-like
Exons: 12
Coding region: 24-2069 (681 amino acids)
Molecular function (GO): acyltransferase activity, transferring groups other than amino-acyl groups
Source: RefSeq, a predicted model, not a curated record
CGCGCAGAGCAGGCUGGGUGAGCAUGCUUGUGCUCGUGGCUUCCUGCUGCCUUCUGCAGGCCGCACUGGCCCACAAGUGGUACAACUCAGCGCCCAUCCUGCCUGCAGUAGUGGCUUCCUCCGAGCAUAUAGCAGACCCCCGCUGCUACAACCACUCCAGGAUGUUCCUGCAGGAACUAGACAACUACACGCUGUGGGCCGUGCAGAUGCUGGACGCCUCAGUCAAGCUACCAGAUGGUAUAGUGGAUGGCAGCGUAAACCACCUGGGUCACUUCGACCAGUGCUUGGAUGUAUCCGUGGACGACCUCCAAGGGCAAUAUUGUCUGGUGGAGAUAUCAUUCCAGCCUGUCUCCUACAUCCCGACACAGACGGUGGAUCCAUAUACUCUGCAGUUCGAUUCGCGGAUACAUGUUUGGGAAAAGUUAAAGAAGUCUAAGGAUCGCUCCAAGUUCACCCGUAGCACGCUCCGGCUGGGCCUGUGUAUGCCCUCCUCUUGCACCCCCCAGCAGCUGCAGAUGACCUUGUCACACGAGCUACAGCUGCUGGGGCAAAGGGAAGGGCUUAUCUUCAAGAGUCAGGUGUCUCCCCAGCUGUGCGCUACUCACCAGGAGCCCAUGCCCUGGUCAACUGGAGAGAUUGUCUUCAGUUUUUUAGUGGGACUACUCAUCCUCCUGGUAGUGAUCAGCUCAUGUUAUUCAUGCUUAGAUUUCAACCGCUCUUACAUUUCAGCUGCCGAGCAGGUUAUUCUGUGUUUCUCCAUUCAGCGCAGUAUGAAAGGCCUAAUGAGUGUUUCCAAACAACACCCUGGACUUAACUGCAUGGAUGUCUACAAAUUUGUGUUGAUAUUGUGUGUCAUAUUCGGUCACAGGAUACUGAUAAUAAGUGAUUCUCUACCUAUAUCGGAUGCUAACCAACACGAAAAUCUUUUUCGAAGUAUGGGCAAGUCCAUUAUUGUUAAUGGUGAACUUGUCGUUGAUUUCUUCUUCGUUGCAAGUGGAACACUCAUAGCGUAUCACCUUUUAAGUCAUUUAGAGAAACACAAAUCUGCUAACCUUUUAAUUGUGAUAGUUGGUCGCAUCUUCAGACUCACGCCAACCUACAUAGUAGUGGUGUUCUUCCACGCUACAGUGUUUCACCGCCUGGGGUCCGGACCACUGUGGGAGAGUGUAGUUGGUCGGGAGAGAGACCGCUGCCAGGCCAACUGGUGGACCAACUUGCUCUACAUCAACAACUAUUUCAACGCUGAUACUAUGUGCAUGUUGCAUUCCUGGUACUUGUCCGUCGACACUCAGCUCUUCAUUGUCAGCUUGCUCGUGGUGUAUGUCAUCAGCAAGUGGCCAUCCUGGGGGUACUCUAUCUUGGCCAUUAUGUCAUCGUUGUCACUGCUGGUACCAUUUAUUAAAACUUGGUUAAGACAAGAAGAUCCAUUAUUUUUAGUUUAUAAAGAAGCUAUGGGUGAUAUUCCGGGUGCAAAGUAUUUUCACGAGAUGUACAUAAGAACUGAAAACAGAGGAACUCCUUAUUUCAUUGGAAUCAUCAUUGGAUUGAUUCUCGUCAAGUUGAAAGAAUCUAAAUUUCGGCUGAGAAUGGUGCCUUCACUUGUCUGCUUCGCCGCUCUAAAGGUUGUGUUUAUAGGGAGUAUCAUGGCUUCCUACCCGUUCUACAGACCUGGGACUUCUGCGACAAGCAUGCAUGCUGCACUGUAUGCCUCCCUCAGCAGAUUGUUUUUCGGAGCUUCUUGUGGCGGGAUCAGUCUGCUCGCGAGGUUUGGCAACCCAGGAUUCCUUAUAAGCAUAGCAGAGUGGAAGCCAUUCCGAGUGCUCAGCAGACUGGUCUAUGGCGUGUACCUGGUCCACAUGCUGGGUCAAAUGUACCACGUGGGAUCUCUGAGGACUCAUCUACAGACUGGAGUGUAUCCUUGCCUGUGGAUGCUGAUGGGUGACGUCAUGUUCUCAUUCGCCCUGUCGUUCCUGCUCAUGGUGCUGACGGAGUCUCCAGUUAGGGCCCUGGAGAAGCUCGUGUUCCAGAGGGACUUGACCAAACACGUCAACCAUCAAAAGUCAUCAUGAAACAUCGCGUAAAAUGAUACUUCACUGUCAUAAACACUGUAUUGUUAUAUUUUACCAAGUUGGCCUACAUUUACGUUUAUGAAGCAGAAUUGGAGCAACUUAUAAUUUUUGUAUAUGUGUGCAUUUUAUGUGGUUACUUAAAAGAUAAAUUAUAAAAAUUGUUAACGC